CAAAAGUUUAAUUACAUUUCGUUGACCACAUAGAGAAUUGCAAUUAUUUUUUGACAGUUGUACUCUUAUUAAUUUUUUUUUUCUUUUCUCACGUGAUAAUAUAUCUUAUAGUUUGACCUUUGUUGACUUUCCUAUUGAAUAUAUAGUAAACAAUUGUGUAAUUUGUUGUCAAUUAUUCUAACAGCAGUGGCUUGGUGUUGCAAUGUUAUAGAUAUGGAUCGCCCCAAAGUCACUAUACAUCCAGGUCCAGAAAACUAUGAUUUAUUAAUACUCCAGCAACAGCAUCGAUCCCAGGCUGUGUGGGAUGGAAAAUUGACUGGACGAAAUGCGUGUUUAACUAUACGUCGUGCGAAUCAUGAAUUCUGGAAUCACGUGAGGCAACACCCUUUACAUAAUCGCAUCCUUAAUUACUUUGAGAGGUGUGGAUUUGGGGGAGUUUUAGCAGUAGGUGAUGUGCAGUAUGAUGAAGGAAUCAUCACUGCACUUAUUGAGAGAUGGCGUCCAGAGACGCAUACAUUUCAUAUGCGGACUGGCGAAUGUGCCAUCACACUGCAGGAUGUCGAGGUCUUAUAUGGCAUUCCCAUGGAUGGCCACCCAUUGGUGCAGAGAAAUGUUUUAAAAAAUAACUAAAUCAAGGUGGCGGGAAUUGAUGUACGAGCUUACUGGUUGGUUGCCCGGAGAAGUAGCAAUUAAAGGUAGUAGCUUGUUGGUAAUAACACAAUUAUCUAAUCAUUUGGAAACCUUGAUUGCCGCGAAUAAUAUUAUUGAUGAACACACUGAUGAGGCUGAGGUGCAAAAGAGGGUCAGGUUGUACCUGCUUUGGUUGAUUGGUGGCACGAUAUUCCUUGAUAAUACUGGUUCAUUGCUUAGUUUACACUUUUUGCUUGACAUAAUAGACCUUGAUGCAAUAGGCGGGAAAGCUUGGGGAGCAGCAGCAUUAUCAUACUUGUACAAUUGUCUAUGUCGUGCUUCGAUGGCUAAUAGCCAUGAUGUUUGUGGAUUUAUUGCUUUGUUACAGGUUUGGGCUUGGGAGCGAAUAAUCCCGAUGCAGCCAUUACUUCGUCCUCUAAGAGUAAACGAACGAGAUAUUGUAUUUGCGCAGAAGUGGACUCGUCGUGGAGUUCGUGAAAGCGAGGCACGAGCUGUGCUAGUAGUUUGUAGGGAUGUUUUAGACAACCUAACUGAUGAUCAGGUAUUUUUCCUUUUAAAUUUUUUUGAUAAGAAAUGUGAAAAAUAUAACAACAAUAGAGUUUUUAUAGAUUUGUUCAUUUUUUGCUAACUCGUACUGUGAUAAUGGGUUGAUUUUGUUUUAAUUUGUUAUAGCUAAUUUGCUACAACUUGCUAUUGGUUGUGAUAUUUUUUAUGAGCUUUUCUUCUUUUAGCACAAUUAGUAUUUUGUCUAGGUUUGUUUUAAUGGCUAGAAGGUUACUAAACUAUUUUAUUUUGUUUUUAUUUCCAUCAAAAUCCAUUAUGGAAUUUUCAAGUUAGCAUGUUCUUGUUAUGCUUUGGAACUGAAUAAAAAAGAAAGUGCUCCUAGCAA
This is a messenger RNA of Lycium ferocissimum, 1540 nucleotides long. Its product is annotated as protein MAIN-LIKE 2-like. The transcript is spliced from 2 exons. Bases 650 to 1279 code for a protein of 209 amino acids. The record is from RefSeq and is a predicted model, not a curated record. Gene Ontology annotation, biological process: meristem development; meristem maintenance. Lineage: Eukaryota; Viridiplantae; Streptophyta; Magnoliopsida; Solanales; Solanaceae.